AUGCGAUUUCUACCUAUUCUGUUGGUUCUUUUGACCACUUUAUCAUCUUCAUUUGCAGUUCCUGCCGGCUCUAGCAUCACUCCUUCGCCACCACUCCAACCCGCUAGUCGUCUCCCCCAGUCCCCAGAUCCGCGCCCGUGGACCAGACUUCGCAACUGGGUUAUCGAGUCUGUCUGGGGUACUGGCCAUUCACAAUGCCAUCACAAACAUACAGGCCCUCCGCCAAAUGUCCGGGAUCGUUAUGAGACCGAUGUAGUUCUUCGUUUCCAUCUGCGUCAUCCGGAUGAGGCGGCAGCCUUGGCCUCCGCUUCGCAGGUGCUCGUCUUGGAUAUCUGGGCUAUCACGUCGGAAUUUGUGGAUAUCAGGCUCGCUGAGGAUAUGAUCCCGUCGCUUCUUGACAUGCUUCCCGUCUCACUUCGGACAGCACAUACACCUUUGAUGGACGACCUCGUCGAUAAGAUACACGCCACCUACCCGAAUCGUCCCAGUACUGGGUUCGAGCAUGAGCAUCAUGGCUUUUCCCACGGUGAUCGUGAAACAUCGGAGGUGGGCGACAUCUUCUUCCAUAACUACCAACCGUUAUCGGUCAUUGUACAAUGGAUGCGACUGAUGGCGUCAAUGUUCCCUGGUCAUACCCGCUUUACUAGUAUUGGUUUGUCGUAUGAAGGCCGUCAGAUUCCGGCGCUGCGAAUCGGUGCCGCUCCCUCGCAGUUUGGGACCUCGGAGCCUCGGAAGACUAUUGUGAUGAGCGGCGGCGUUCAUGCGCGAGAAUGGAUUGGCACAUCAACAAUUCUGUAUGUCGCCUACAAUCUAAUCACCGAGUACGGCGAGUCAAGUGCGGUCACUCGGUUACUGAACGAGUUCGACUGGGUUUUGAUCCCGACUCUCAAUCCCGAUGGAUAUGUCCACUCGUGGGAGGUUGAUCGGCUCUGGCGUAAGAACCGACAGCCGACCGGCCUGUCAGUCUGCACUGGAGUGGAUAUUGAUCGAGCGUGGGACUUUGAGUGGGAUGGUGAAUCCACCCGUUCCAAUCCGUGCUCCGAAAACUACGCCGGCGCAGAGCCCUUUGACGCAGUCGAGUCCCACCGACUGGCACACUGGGCCCUGAAUGAGACCGAAAGUGGCCGGUCGGAUAUUGUUGGUUUCCUCGACCUGCACUCGUAUUCUCAACAGAUCUUAUACCCUUACUCAUACAGCUGCGAGAAGUCUCCUCCGACCCUCGAAAGCCUCGAGGAGCUAGCCCUCGGCUUGGCAAAGGCGAUCCGACAGAUCUCACGUGAGGCAUACGAUGUGACUUCUGCCUGCGAAGGUAUCCUCAGCUCGGGAGGAGCUACUCGGAUGACCGCGGGCGGAAGUGCGCUGGACUGGUUCUACCAUACGCUGCACGCCACCUAUUCAUAUCAGAUCAAGCUGCGCGACCGCGGCAUCUAUGGCUUCCUUCUUCCUUCCGAGCACAUUGUUCCUACCGGCAAGGAGAUCUUUCACGCCGUGUUGACAUUCGGAAGGUUUGUUUGGGGAGAAGAUAUUAGGGAAACCGACUCCCCCGUUCUUACUCCAGUGGGCGACCAAAAGCCGCUGGCUGACGCCUUUAAUUUCACCUCAUGA
Messenger RNA from Penicillium maclennaniae, 1605 nucleotides. Its product is annotated as M14 family metallopeptidase. Gene Ontology annotation, biological process: proteolysis. The coding region runs from base 1 to 1605 and encodes 534 amino acids. Gene Ontology annotation, molecular function: metallocarboxypeptidase activity; zinc ion binding. The transcript has 2 exons. The record is from RefSeq and is a predicted model, not a curated record. Lineage: Eukaryota; Fungi; Ascomycota; Eurotiomycetes; Eurotiales; Aspergillaceae.